Messenger RNA from Caenorhabditis remanei, 771 nucleotides. RefSeq lists its product as uncharacterized. Bases 1 to 771 code for a protein of 256 amino acids. The record is from RefSeq and is a predicted model, not a curated record. Lineage: Eukaryota; Metazoa; Nematoda; Chromadorea; Rhabditida; Rhabditidae. The transcript is spliced from 2 exons.
AUGUCCUACCAUUACACCAACACACCCUUCGAAGUGGAUCAGGACUUAGCCACUCUAGAAGAAGAACUCAAGAAGAAGAUCCAGGCAGAGAGAGUCCUUCGGGACAGAUUGGACUUGGAGCUUUCGGAUGUCGCCAGAAACAAGCCGAAAGUGGAUAUCCAGGACAAGGAGAAAGUCGCUUUGGUGGUGAAGCUCCUCGAAUUGGAAUGCAGAAACUCGAAAACGAGAGAGCUCCAGAAAGACUACGAGUUCGAGGAUGUCGACGAGUUGAAGGACAAUAUCUUCAUUUUGGAAGGACAACAGAAGAAGGAGGAGUCGGACAACUUUAAGGAAGUCAUUCGGAAUCACAAACUGAAAGACGAUCAAGAGUUUGAGUUGUUGGAGUUGGAAAGAGAAGAAAAGGAGAUUAAGGAAGAAAUCGAGAAAUUGGAGAGAGAAAAUGAAGCGGAGAAAACGGUCGCCAUUCGGACGACAAAUCCAGAUCAAGUCGAAGAGCUGAUGGAUCUGUUCCAGGAGAUGAAGUGUUCGGAAUUAGCAAUACUCAAUCAAGAGAGGGUCAAGAAGUACUUUGAGGAUUACAUUGCUUAUGUGGAAACGAAAAUCGAGGACGCAAGAGAAGAACAUCGAGCACUCUGCCAGCCGAUAGAUCACCCACAGACGCAGGAGCAGAUCGAGACCGAGAAGGCGUUGACCGUCGCGCUCGGCGAACUUGCAUGGGAAAAGAAACACAGACGGAACUUCGAGUUGGAAAACAUGAAGAAGGAGAUCUGA